GGGCCCAUAAACAACCACAGAACCACAAGUGGGGCAGGCUGGCAGAGCCGGGAGACGACGCCGGCACAGUGGUCAGCAGCAGGACGAAUCAGAAGGGUUGCAAACCACAGGGUUUCGCGGGGUGGUGAGCAUCAUCAGCCCACAGCCAAGACACCGCUUUUUUUUUUUUUAAUCUUUAACAAUUUGAAUAUUUGUUUUCGCAAAGGUAAGAAGAAAUCAGCGACUCCCCCGCCUUCAGCAGAGGGUGCAUUCUCGGGAGGAGGCCAUGGCUUCAGACAGCAUAUUUGAGUCAUUUCCUUCGUAUCCACAGUGCCUCAUGAGAGAUGCCAGCACGAGCCGCCGCUUCACGCCGCCUUCCACCGCGCUGAGCCCGGGCAAGAUGAGCGAGGCGCUGCCGCUGGGCGCCCCGGACGCCGGCGCCGCCUUGGCCGGCAAGCUGAGGAGCGGGGACCGCAGCAUGGUGGAGGUGCUGGCCGACCACCCCGGCGAGCUAGUGCGCACCGACAGCCCCAACUUCCUCUGCUCCGUGCUGCCCACGCACUGGCGCUGCAACAAGACUCUGCCCAUCGCUUUCAAGGUGGUGGCUCUGGGGGACGUUCCAGACGGCACUCUGGUCACCGUGAUGGCCGGCAAUGAUGAGAACUACUCAGCGGAGCUGAGAAACGCCACCGCGGCCAUGAAGAACCAAGUGGCGCGAUUCAACGACCUCAGGUUUGUCGGUCGGAGUGGAAGAGGGAAGAGCUUCACUCUGACCAUCACCGUCUUCACAAACCCACCGCAAGUUGCCACUUACCACAGAGCCAUCAAAAUCACCGUGGACGGACCCCGAGAACCUCGAAGACACCGUCAGAAACUAGACGAUCAGACCAAGCCGGGGAGCUUGUCCUUUUCCGAGCGGCUCAGUGAACUGGAGCAGCUGCGGCGUUCGGCCAUGAGGGUCAGCCCACACCACCCAGCCCCCACACCCAACCCUCGGGCCUCCUUGAACCACUCCACUGCCUUUAACCCUCAGCCUCAGAGUCAGAUGCAGGACACCAGGCCGAUCCAGCCCUCCCCGCCGUGGUCCUACGACCAGUCCUACCAGUACCUGGGCUCCAUCACCUCGCCUUCCGUGCACCCGGCCACACCCAUCUCGCCCGGACGGGCCAGCGGCAUGACGACCCUCUCUGCCGAGAUUUCCAGCCGACUCUCAACGGCUCCUGACCUGACGGCCUUCGGCGACCCGCGCCAGUUCCCGGCGCUGCCAGACCCCCGGAUGCACUACCCCGGCGCCUUCACCUACUCCCCGACGCCCGUCACCUCGGGCAUCGGCAUCGGCAUGUCGGCCAUGAGCUCGGCCACGCGCUACCACACGUACCUGCCGCCGCCCUACCCCGGCUCGUCGCAGGCGCAGGGCGGCCCCUUCCAGGCCAGCUCGCCCUCCUACCACCUGUACUACGGCGCCUCGGCCGGCUCCUACCAGUUCUCCAUGGUGGGCGGCGAGCGCUCGCCGCCGCGCAUCCUGCCGCCCUGCACCAACGCCUCCACGGGCUCGGCGCUGCUCAACCCCAGCCUGCCCACGCAGAGCGACGUGGUGGAGGCCGAGGGCAGCCACAGCAACUCGCCCACCAACAUGGCGCCCGCCGCGCGCCUGGAGGAGGCCGUGUGGCGGCCCUACUGAGCGCCCGCCGGGCGCCGGGGCCUCCGGGUGGGACCGGGCGCUGGACCCGCCACCCCACCGGCCUCCCAUCCGCGCCUCCCAGUCUGGCCCUUCGUCCGUCCGUCCGUCCGUCCCAGCACGUGGCCCCGCUGCGGGCAAACAGGAAGAUUCCAGAGGGAAACUGUGAACGCUUCUGAUUUAGAAAUGCUGUGAAUAAAAGAAAGAUUUUAUACCCUGACUUCACUUUUUAACCAAGUUGUUUAUUCCAAAGAAUGGAAUUUUAGUUGGGGAGGGGGGUCGGGGCGGGGAGAGAUGCAACUCAUCCUGUUUGGUGUCGAAUUUUUAAUGUUCCUUUCUAGCACCUUAUAAAUUGCAAAAUGCGUAUUUGCAUUUGGGGUGGUCUUUAUUUUUAUAUAUAUAUAAAUUUGAGCUUGCUUCUUUCUUGCUAUGAUAGUUGAAAAAUACGGUUCUUUUUUUCUUGUAUGUUUUAUUUAACUUUUCUUUUGGACUUUUGUGUAGCUGUUUUUCUUUUUAAGAAACGGCUGCAGCUUUGGGUCAUUUUCAACUACUGUAUUCCCACGAGGAAUCCCUAGAUAUUUAUGUAUCUCGAUGUUUAGACACUUACUUAUGUGUUGAUACUUUUUUUAUUUAAAUGUACUUAUAUUAAGAAGAAAAAUAUUAAGUACUACAUUUUUUGUUUUCGAUAGUAGCCAAAGUUAAAUGUAUCACAUUGAAAAAGGAUGGGUAAUGUGAUCACUUGGUUAUCUAAAUAUUGUUUACAUUAAACUUCCUUUCAAGUUCAUCAAACGAGUUGGUAGCUAAUGCAGCAAUGUUUUGAGUAGGUUGUUCAGCUACCGAGGUCACUCCAAAGAUUUGAAGCACGGAGUUUUCCGCCAGGCUCAGCAAAGUGUCUCCUACCCGGCUCCCUCCCUUCAAGUCUGGUUCCUGAAGGUUCAGCGGAUGGCGGCCGUGGCCCCUCCGGAGAGGAUCUGCUCUCCCGCCUAGGGGUUUGCUCUGUCCCUGGCCUCUUGGUAACUUCAGACAGGCUCUGGCAGAGAACACACCCCAAGUCAACUGCGGAGAAGCAGCAUCCGCCUGGGGACCAGAUGAGUGAAGUUAGGGGUUCCCUAAAGGCUGGGCUCUAGCGUAGGAAAGAGAUCGUCUGAAUUCAGAGUUCAGGUGUUUAGCUCCAAGGAAAGACUCCUCUUCGAGGCAGCGCCCGUUUGUUUACGCAGAAGGGACAGGACGAGACUGGGUGCCUUUGGCGUGGAAGGUCUCCUGCCGAGUUUUCCCAGGGAGGGUCCGGCAGCAGGCCAGAGCGGGCCAGUUUCCCUGUGUGUCAGCAGUCACGUGGGACAGCACCUGUCCCACCUGGGCAGGCCCCAUCCCCCACGGUCUGUGCUGCGUGCACCAGGCCGAGAUCCCACCCUGGGGGGAGGGUGCGCGUUGGCCCGGCGGGAAAAGUACCUGUCCCCGCUGCUGCCAUGGCUACAAUUCAAGCAUAUCCAAUGUCACUGUAAAUUUUAUGGCACUAUUUUUAUUGGAGGAUUUGGUCAGAAUGCAGUUGUUGUGCAACUCGUAAAUACUAACUGCUGAUUUUGACGUGUGCACUCAGAAUGAUCUGGUGGUUAUUUAAUGUACCUCUUAAAUUAGGUGAAAUGAUUUCAGGUCAACUCUGAAGAGUAUUUGAAAGCAGGACUUUAGAACAGUGUUUGAUUUUUUUUAUUUUAUAAAUUUAAGGAUGCAAAUUAGAAAGAUCUUUGGCUGCAGGCAGCGAAACAGCUGAACUUAUUUAAAACAACUUUUUUUUUUAGUUUUCUUCUAUAUCCAGGGGUGGGCGAGGUUCAGAGUCACGGUUGUGAGUACGUGAAACAGAGAGUUUAUUCUUGUAUUAUUAUUUAUUAAUUAUUGUAUUGUUUCCCAUACGAACAACUGCAGACAGGCGCGGCCCGCCCCCGUGUGUAUUCUUUGUUUUACGCAGACGCAGUAGCACUUUGGCGCGAGGGGGGAGGGGCGGGCUGUGCUGUCAGGUCUCGGUUUCCUAGGACGGAGCUGAAGCGGAUCUUGGAGGGGAGUCAGAGUGUGUUCGUGUGCAUUUCAGACAGUCCUUCCUCCACAAUUCAGUUUCGUGUUUCAUUUUGUAUUACCUUUUUUGCAACAGAACUAUCUUUGUCAGUAAUCUAAACACUUUCAUUUCUGCAUUAGAACCCUCAGUCCAUUUACCCCACAUUCAGGUUCAAUGUUCUGUCCAGCCCAUGUUGCCACAUGGGACCCGGCAGAAUGCUGGGGGAGAAGGGGUUGGGAAGGCAGGAAAAACUCGGUUUUUAGUUCAGUUCUGGGGCCCGAAGAUACUCCCAGUCAGCCCAGUGUCCUGCAAGGACAUGGGGUCACCUUUCCAUUGAACCUCCACUCUCACAGCCACGUGUGGGGGAGGCGGUCCCCAUGCUGCGGACCCACCCAGCUCCGAAUGGCUUGGCCAUUCAGCGUGUCACGGACCCUUCCCAGCCUAUGCGGUAUUUCAUUGUUCCGGAAAAAAAAUACAUCCAAGUUGAGUUGUUUUGGAGAUGGGUCUCGCACGCCCCGCACUUUCCCGAGGAACUGCAUUGAGCGCGUCCCGGUAAAGGGAGGCGGCCCUCUCAUCGGGGAGACCCUUACGCCGAUAAGGUAAAACCCAGGCGAUCUGGCGGCGCUGGUCCAGGAGAAGGAAGACGAAAUAGGCCAUCUCUAUUGCCUGUCCAGGCCCUUAUUUAUCAUUAAAACGUGGACAUGUAAUUCAUUUCAGUUUUUUCUUUUUCUCACUGUCUAAGAACACUUCCAAUCCUCUCCCGCUCUGCCCCUCGCGUCUCCUGCCGCCCUUGGUGUAGGGGGACAGCACGCACCCCCGCCCCGCCCCCCGCACCCCCUCAUGGCCUGUCCAGACCUGGAGGAGUGGCUCUCCUCCCUCCCACUGAGGAGCAGGAUGACUCAGCCUUCUCCUGCUGCUGGUUUUCUGCCCCCCGCCCCGCCCCCGGGAGCGGAGGCGUCGCCAGCCACCUCGGAUCUGCCUGCUGUCCUAGCUCAGGGACAGAAGCCUUCCCCAGGCAAGGGGCAGUCAGGGAGCUGGGGCCGGCCGCUGUCCGGGUGCAGAUAAACAAAGGCACGGAUGAGAAAGGAAAGGAACGGUUUCACUCCAACGUCCUGCCAUUUCGGGUUGCAGACUUCUGCCCUGACAUGCCUGUUUCCCUGGGACCUUCGGUCCUGGUGAUUUUCAGUUAACCGGUGGUUUGUUUUUUUCCCCAGGGGGAUGCGUUUGGGGUCUUUUACACAUCAAAAGUCAGUUUAACAAUACUCUCAGAAAACAUUUUUUUAUAUUUGAACAAGUUGCCUUUUUGUUUACCUACAGUAUAUAACUGUUCGGGGUUUUUGUUUGUCUGGGGUUUUUUUUCUUUGGAGUUUUUCCUCUCCCCUUAGCCAGGUCAGUAUUGAUGAGGCUGAUCAUUUGGCUUUUUUUUUUCCUUCCGGAAGAGUUGCAUCACAGAGUUCAUUGUAUUUAUGUGUGUAAAUAGAUUUUAAGCUUCAUUAUAAAAUAUUGUUAAUACCUGUAAUAACUUUUUUCAAUUUUUUGUGUGUUUCUAAGGACUUUUUCUUAUGUUUGCUCAGUACUGUAGACAAAAAAAAAUGCUUCUUUCUACGUUGUUUAUUUUAGACUUUCAAAUGAGCUACUUUUUAUUCACUUUUGUAAUAAUUCCCAUUUUUUUAAUUCACUCUUUGUUUUAGGAAACAUGAAUGUGCAAAAAAAAUGUUGGUUAUUUGUGCUAUUCUGGAUGUAUAAAAAUCAGUGGAAAAAAAAUAAACUUUCGCACUGAAAUGACAGUAGGACACAUCUAUUGAAAAAGUAGCUAUGGCAUAUGCAGCCCCACUUGGCUAGGCCCCGCCUCGUGGCCGCGCGCCCGCGUGGCGGAGACCAGUCCACAGAGUACCCUGGUGACGUGGGUGGUGUCUUUCUCCCGCACUCACGCCUCGUGCGCGCCCUGAAAGGGAACUGCGGGUCUCGCGUUUUAAACCAGAUGGGAUCCGAGAGGACGCCCCGGAAGCCCCUCUCGGAGCUGUUUCUAGAUAGCGCGGGGCGGGGGGCGUGGUUCUCUGUGGUCUGACGGCCGCCUCCCCUCCUGUGGGGGCGCUCACCGUGCCCGGGGCGCGGCGCAGCGGGCCCACUGCCGCCGGGGACUCAUCCGAGCCUUACUUUCUCUGUAUCCCAGUAUCUUCUGUAAAGCCGAUAUUAUGACUAUGAUGGCAAAUAAACAAUUUGCAACUACGCA
This is a messenger RNA of Phyllostomus discolor (pale spear-nosed bat), 5937 nucleotides long. It is a transcript of the gene RUNX1, whose product is annotated as RUNX family transcription factor 1. Gene Ontology annotation, biological process: regulation of cell differentiation; neuron differentiation; hemopoiesis. Bases 266 to 1660 code for a protein of 464 amino acids. Gene Ontology annotation, molecular function: RNA polymerase II cis-regulatory region sequence-specific DNA binding; DNA-binding transcription factor activity, RNA polymerase II-specific; ATP binding. Gene Ontology annotation, cellular component: nucleus. NCBI's taxonomy places the organism in Eukaryota, Metazoa, Chordata, Mammalia, Chiroptera, Phyllostomidae. The transcript has 8 exons. The record is from RefSeq and is a predicted model, not a curated record.